AAAUUCAGUUUAAUUUUUUCUCUCUCAUUAAAUCUGUAUAUUUAAAGAUCAGUUUUUUCUCUGAUCUUCUUUUUAACUUUUUGCUGAAGAUCUCACCAUAAUUUUUAUUUUUUUUUAAAAAUGUCAUCUAUUUCUUCAAAUCCGAAAACUGUAGAAGAGAUCUUCAAAGAUUAUAGCUCUCGUCGUUCUGGAAUAGUUCGAGCUUUAACACACGAUGUGGAUGAAUUCUAUAAUUUAUGCGAUCCAGAGAAAGAAAAUUUGUGCCUAUAUGGACAUCCGAAUGAGACCUGGGAAGUCAAUCUUCCUGCUGAAGAAGUCCCACCUGAGCUACCAGAGCCAGCACUAGGGAUAAAUUUUGCGAGGGAUGGGAUGAAUCGGAGAGAUUGGCUUUCAUUGGUUGCUGUGCACAGUGAUUGUUGGUUGCUUUCUGUGGCAUUCUUUUUUGGAACUCGUCUUAACCAAAAUGAAAGGAAGCGUCUAUUCAGCAUGAUCAAUGAACUUCCAACAGCUUUUGAAAUUGUGGCUGAAAGAAAGCAUGUAAAAGAGAAGCCCACUGCUGAUAGUGGAAGCAAAUCUCGUGGUAGUACGAAGAAAUCUAGUGACAGUCAGGCCAAAAGCACACCAAAGCUUGCAGAUGAAAGUUACCCGGAGGAAGAAGAACAUGGUGAGACACUCUGCGGCAGCUGUGGUGGGAAUUAUAGUGCUGAUGAAUUCUGGAUCGGCUGCGACAUCUGUGAGAGGUGGUUCCAUGGAAAGUGUGUUAAGAUAACACCUGCUAAAGCUGAGAGUAUAAAGCAAUAUAAAUGCCCGUCGUGCAGCUUGAAGCGUAGCAGAGUACAGUAGCUAAUUCAUGAGAGCCGUAAGUGCUGUUGCUCUGACCAUUAACAGAAUAGUAUAGCAAUCUUACAUUUGUGAUUGAUAUUCUAUUGUGAUGUUUCCUUACAUGACUCUUGGGAAGGAAAUGUAAUUUUACUUUCUUCUGUUAAUCCAUGUUUGGAUGUUAUUAGCCCCAUAUAUAGAAAAACUUUUCAAGUUAUUGUAAAGGUUCCUAUAUGGUUUUGUAUAUGAAUAAACUAAUUGAUGUUUUUA
Molecule: messenger RNA, 1089 nt
Organism: Solanum lycopersicum (tomato)
Lineage: Eukaryota; Viridiplantae; Streptophyta; Magnoliopsida; Solanales; Solanaceae
Product: PHD finger protein ALFIN-LIKE 2
Biological process (GO): regulation of DNA-templated transcription
Cellular component (GO): nucleus
Molecular function (GO): transcription cis-regulatory region binding; transcription coregulator activity; histone binding
Source: RefSeq, a predicted model, not a curated record